ACAGGGAGAAGUGUGCGGGGUGAGGGUGGGGGCUUCUCUCUCUCCCCCCACAGAGCGCAGCAUGAGCGCUCCGCAGCAAAAGGAUGUGUGAGCAGGCGGCGCGCUACUGUCGGGACGGAGUCCACAAACUGCUCAACAAAGAACAAGCCAAACUCCGAGCCCAGGAGAGCCGCGAGCAGCCCAAGCCCGUAGCCGGUCAGGACAGCGAGUCCGCGACGGCAGCGCAGUCCGGAAACAGCGGCGCCCAGCCCGGUGGAAUCGACGGGCUCGUCCGCUGGAUCGUCACCAAAAUGAGCGACAACAAGAACGUCUCCAGCCGGGAGUACGCCUCCAGCAAGGAGGAGGUGGCCGUGGCCCAGGAGCAGUUCUUCGCCCCGGAACCUCGGAGAGGCAUCUCGGUCAUCUUGGAUAUAUUCAGAAGAGCCGACAAAGAUGAUGAUGGGAAGCUGUCUCUGGAUGAGUUCCAGGCGUUCUUCUCUGACGGCACGCUGAACGAGGAGGAGCUGGAGAAGCUGUUUCACACCAUCGACUCCGAUAACACCAGUAAUGUAGACACCAAGGAACUCUGUGACUACUUUGCCAAACACAUGGGAGAAUACGAGGGAGUUCUGGCCUCGCUGGAAACACUCAACCUUUCCAUCCUUAAAGCCAUGGAUUUCACCAAAAAGGUGUAUGAGAGGGGAACCAACGUGGAGCAGUUUGUGACCCGUUUCCUCCUGAAGGAAUCAGCCAAUCAGAUCCAAUCUCUGCUGAGCUCCGUGGAAAGUGCUGUGGACGCGAUUGACGAGCAACACGGCCAGUCAGGUCAUCAACCUGCCAAAGUCAGUCCACGGGUGUCAGAGAAGUGCAACCAAAACGCCGUUCCUGAUUACCCCCCCAACAACAGAGUGAGCGCCAGGGAGGCGGUCAGGACCAUCAACACGGCUUCAGGUGCAGUGGAGGUGAGGAAAGAAGGUCUGGAGGCUCAGAUCAACCGCCUGGCUGAACUGAUCGGACGUCUCGAGAACAAGACGGUCUGGUUUGAUCUGCACCAGAGACUAACAGAUACAGACGGCACACCGAGCGCAUCCUUACUGCUGAUUCGCCAGGAGAUGGUGGUGUCCCAGAAGAAGCUGGGCGAGUUCUGUGAGGCCCUGAAGCAGUACCUGAAGAACGUCUCUGCUCAGAGGGACUGCUUUCACGUAACCGCGGUGCGUCUGCCGGACGGUUUGUCCUUUGUCGUCUACGAGUUCUGGGAUGGAGAGGAGGAGUGGAAGAGGCACCUUCAGUCAGCUCCCAACAAAACCUUUCAGCAUGUGAAGGUGGACACGCUGUGCCAGGCGGAGAACGUGUCUUCUGUAGCUGUGCCAGCCGCCUGGUGCAGCGUAAACCGAGACUGAGCAUGAAGACUGUCAACUACACGCCAAGACUCCUGGACACUUUCCACUUCUUUAAUCCCCCGUCUCCAAUCAGUUUACUGCCCCCUUCCCUUUAAC
Nematolebias whitei (Rio pearlfish) is the source of this 1475-nucleotide messenger RNA. RefSeq names its product N-terminal EF-hand calcium binding protein 2 (gene necab2). Gene Ontology annotation, biological process: regulation of amyloid precursor protein biosynthetic process. The coding region runs from base 84 to 1379 and encodes 431 amino acids. The transcript is spliced from 13 exons. The record is from RefSeq and is a predicted model, not a curated record. Gene Ontology annotation, molecular function: calcium ion binding. Gene Ontology annotation, cellular component: cytoplasm. NCBI's taxonomy places the organism in Eukaryota, Metazoa, Chordata, Actinopteri, Cyprinodontiformes, Rivulidae.